Molecule: messenger RNA, 912 nt
Organism: Penicillium antarcticum
Lineage: Eukaryota; Fungi; Ascomycota; Eurotiomycetes; Eurotiales; Aspergillaceae
Product: CCDC90 family protein
Exons: 3
Coding region: 1-912 (303 amino acids)
Cellular component (GO): mitochondrion
Source: RefSeq, a predicted model, not a curated record
AUGGCGUCCCAAAAACAUGUCGCCGAGGUCCCGCGCACUCUCCUUCCCCGCCUGACCUGGAACAGUGCCUCGUCGCGCCCUUCCAUAACCAUCACCCACCAUCCCGCACUCCCAAGUCAAAGACCACUCCUUCGAGGCUGGAGUCCCCUGAACCGACACACCCAUUCUCUCAGCCAUACCUAUCAGUCAUCCCGCUUCAUCUCGUCAUCUACCCUGGCAAUUUCCUCCAGCUCUCUCCUUUCCCGACGACCUUCCCUGUCAACGGCACCAUCUUCAACUCCCCCAAGCAAUCCUAUCCGUCAUAAUGGUGUCUAUGUGGCAACCUUCAAUCCAGCUCGGCGCGCCUUUCAUGCAACACCGGCUCGACCUCGUGAACACCACUUCGACACACUAAAGUUCGUGAAGCGCCUCCAGGCCGAAGGCUUCAGCGAGGAGCAGUCCGUAGCUAUGAUGCGGGUGCUGAACGAUAUCAUUCAAGAGUCUAUCCAGAACUUGACCAGAACUAUGGUUCUCCGAGAAGACUCGGAGAGGUCAACAUACACACAGAAAGUGGACUUUGCUAAACUACGCUCUGAGCUGCUCAAUGCAGACUCUACCGAGGCGCAGUUGACUCGCUCAUCGCACGAGAAAAUUGCAGCAGACCUUGCCAAACUCAACUCCCGACUCCGCGAUGAGAUCGGCCGAACACAAGCUUCUGUCCGGUUGGAUUUGAAUCUUGAAAAGGGUCGAAUUCGCGAGGAAGCGAAUGGCCAGGAAAUGCGAAUCAAGGAAACCGAAACACGUAUUGAGCAGGAAGUUGCAGGCUUGAGAGAACGGGUGGAGGCUGUCAAGUUCUCAACAUUACAGUGGCUCAUGGGUGUCUGUACCGGUACCGCCGCUUUGAUUCUUGGUGCCUGGCGCCUGUUUAUGUGA